CCCCGGCGCGCCCCUCCCUCCCGCGCCUCGACGCCUCCCGCGGCAGAGCGCGAGCUGCGCGGCCCGGAGCGGCGGCGGCGGCGGCGCUCGGGAAUCUGCCCCGCACGCCCGGGCGCGGGGAGAGCGAGCGCGCUCCUCCUCCUCCUCCCGCGCCUUCCGCCCCCUCUCCCCUCCGCUCGCGCUCCUUCCCCUCCCUCCUUCUCUUCCUUCUUUCCGGGUUCCCCUUUCCCUUUUCUCUCUCCCAGUCCAUUCGUUUGUAAAUUCCCGUUCUCUCUCCCCCCCUCCACCCCACCAACCCCCCCCCCGCCCUCCCCUCCCCACUGUCACUCUCGCUGCCCCCCUCCGUCUUCUCAUUUGCCUGCUUGUCUCCAAACGUGGAUCCGCGGCUCCCGGAGGAGCCCAGCUCCCGGAUCCCGCGCGCCCGGAGCACCUGGAGUCCGGCCCGCGGCGGCCCGAGCCUGGCCGGCGGCGGCGGCGGGAGAGGCGGCAGCCGAGAGAGCGGCGGCCCGGAGCGCGGGCACCGCGGGAGCCCCCGGAGCAGCGGCCGCCGCCGAGAUGUCCCGGCGAAAGCAGAGCAAACCCCGGCAGAUCAAACGGCCGCUAGAAGACGCCAUAGAAGAGGAGGAAGAAGAGUGUCCAUCCGAGGCAACGGACAUCAUCUCCAAGGGGGACUUCCCAUUGGAGGAAAGCUUUUCCACAGAACUUGGGCCUGAGAAUCUGAGCUGUGAAGAAGUGGAAUACUUUUGUAACAAAGGUGAUGAAGAAGGCGUCCAGGAGACGACGGAGUCCGAUGGGGACACGCAGCCAGAGAAGCCGGGGCAGCCUGGAGUGGAGACGGGUGACUGGGAUGGACCAGGAGAGCUGGAGGUCUGUCAGAAAGAUGGGGAACGGAAAAUUCAGAGUCGGCAGCAACUUCCUGUGGGAACAACCUGGGGCCCAUUCGCUGGGAAGAUGGACCUGAAUAAUAAUUCCUUGAAGACAAAGGCUCAGGCCCCCAUGGUGCUGACUGCUGGUCCCAAGUGGCUGCUGGAUGUGACUUGGCAAGGAGUGGAGGACAACAAAAACAACUGCAUUGUGUACAGCAAAGGGGGUCAGCUUUGGUGCACAACGACAAAGGCCAUCUCUGAGGGUGAAGAGCUAAUUGCCUUUGUGGUGGAUUUUGACUCAAGGCUCCAAGCUGCCAGUCAGAUGACUCUUACUGAAGGGAUGUACCCGGCCCGCCUGCUGGACUCAAUUCAGCUGCUUCCUCAGCAAGCGGCCAUGGCUUCUAUUCUGCCUACAGCUAUUGUCAAUAAGGAUAUAUUCCCUUGCAAGUCCUGUGGCAUCUGGUAUCGGAGUGAGCGGAACCUGCAAGCCCAUUUGAUGUACUAUUGCAGUGGGAGGCAACGGGAAGCUGCUCCAGUGUCAGAAGAAAGCGAAGACAGUGCUGCUCAGACUUCCAGCCUGUGUCCCUUCCCACAAUGCACCAAGACUUUCUCAAAUGCCCGAGCUCUAGAAAUGCACCUGAAUUCACACAGUGGAGUGAAAAUGGAAGAAUUCCUCCCCCCUGGUGCGAGCCUGAAAUGCACCGUCUGUAGCUACAAUGCUGAUUCUGUGAUCAACUUUCACCAGCACCUGUUCUCCCAUCUCACUCAAGCUGCCUUCCGAUGCACGCACUGCCACUUCGGCUUCCAGACUCAGAGGGAGCUAUUGCAGCACCAGGAGCUCCAUGUCCCUGGAGGCAAACUUCCCAGAGAAAGUGACAUGGACCACUCUCCCAGUGGCACCGAAGACAGCUUACAGCCAGCCCCAGACUUGUUGACCAGAAGCGAACUCCCCCAGAGCCAAAAGGCCAUGCAGACUAAAGAUGCGAGCUCUGACACAGAGCUGGACAAGUGUGAGAAAAAGACUCCGCUCUUUCUCACGAACCAGAGACCGGAGCUACAGCCCACGGCAAACAAACAAAGCUUUUCUUACACGAAAAUAAAGUCUGAGCCCUCUAGUCCAAGACUUGCCUCAUCUCCAGUGCAGCCGAAUAUCGGGCCUUCUUUCCCUGUGGGUCCUUUUCUCUCUCAGUUUGCUUUUCCCCAAGAUAUCACGAUGGUCCCUCAGGCUUCAGAGAUCUUAGCCAAGAUGUCUGAGCUGGUACACCGGCGACUGAGGCACGGGAGCAGCAGCUACCCACCCGUCAUCUACAGCCCCUUGAUGCCCAAGGGGGCGACUUGUUUUGAGUGUAACAUAACUUUCAACAAUUUGGAUAAUUAUCUAGUGCACAAAAAACAUUACUGCAGCAGCCGAUGGCAGCAGAUGGCCAAGUCCCCGGAGUUCCCCGGCGUCGCAGAAAAGAUGCCCGAGGCCGUGAGUCCCAACACCGGCCAGACCUCCAUCAACCUCCUCAACCCGGCCGCUCAUGCGGCCGACCCUGAGAACCCGCUUCUGCAAACAUCCUGCAUCAACUCUUCCACCGUUUUAGAUUUAAUUGGGCCCAACGGGAAGAGCCACGACAAGGACUUUUCUGCUCAAGCUAAGAAGCUCUCCACCUCCAGCAGCAAUGACGAUAAAAUGAAUGGGAAACCCGUUGAUGCAAAAAACCCCAGCGGCCCCUUAGUGGACGGGGAAAGUGACCCAAACAAGACCACCUGUGAAGCUUGCAACAUCACCUUCAGCCGGCACGAGACGUACAUGGUCCACAAACAGUACUACUGUGCCACCCGCCACGACCCGCCGCUCAAGCGAUCUGCUUCCAACAAAGUGCCUGCCAUGCAGAGAACCAUGCGCACGCGCAAGCGGAGGAAGAUGUAUGAGAUGUGCCUCCCGGAGCAGGAACAGAGGCCGCCCCUGGUCCAGCAGCGCUUUCUGGACGUGGCCAACCUCAGCAGUCCUUGCACCUCCGCUCAAGAACCCGCCGAAGGGCUCGGAGAGUGCUACCACCCAAGAUGUGAUAUCUUCCCAGGAAUUGUCUCCAAGCACUUGGAAACGUCUCUCACCAUCAACAAAUGCGUCCCGGUUUCCAAAUGCGACGCUGCCCACGCCAGUGUUUCCUGCCUCGAGAUGGACGUGCCCAUCGAUCUCAGCAAAAAGUGCUUAUCCCAGGCCGAGCGGGCGACCACGUCGCCCAAGAGGCUGCUGGACUACCACGAGUGCACCGUGUGCAAGAUCAGUUUCAAUAAGGUCGAGAACUACCUGGCCCACAAGCAGAAUUCCUGCCCGGUCACUGCCCAUCAGCGGAAUGACCUGGGUCCGCUCGACAGCAAAGUGUUUCCGAAUCCAGAGAGCGAACGCAGCAGCCCCGACGUCAGCUAUGAAAGGAGCACCAUCAAAUGUGAGAAGAAUGGGAACCUGAAGCAGCCUUGCCCCAACGGGAACUUAUUCUCAUCCCACUUGGCCACCCUGCAAGGCCUGAAGGUCUUCAGCGAGGCCGCGCAGCUCAUUGCUACAAAGGAAGAAAGCAAACAUUUGUUUCUGCCGCAAUGCCUUUACCCGGGAGCAAUCAAGAAGGCAAAGGGAGCCGACCAGCUUUCCCCGUAUUAUGGGAUAAAGCCGAGCGAUUAUAUUUCUGGUUCUCUCGUCAUCCAUAACGCUGACAUCGAGCAAGGCACAAACGCAGAAAAUGAAUCUCCCAAAGGCCAGGCUUCCUCGAAUGGGUGUGCUGUGCCCAAGAAGGAUUCCCUGCCUUUGUUGCCCAAAAACAGAGGCAUGGUAAUAGUCAACGGUGGACUGAAGCAAGAUGAGAGACCUGCCGCCAACCCACAGCAAGAGAACAUUUCCCAGAACCCUCAGCAUGAAGAUGGCCACAAGUCUCCCUCUUGGAUCUCGGAGAACCCAUUAGCCACGAAUGAGAACGUCUCACCAGGCAUGCCCUCCGCGGAGGAACAGUUGUCUAGUAUAGCGAAAGGUGUGAAUGGCUCCACCCAGGCUCCGACCAGUGGGAAAUAUUGCCGGCUGUGUGACAUCCAGUUCAACAACCUCUCGAACUUUAUAACUCACAAGAAGUUUUAUUGUUCAUCACAUGCAGCGGAACACGUCAAAUGAAAUAAUGAGCUAACUAAGAGACAUCAGUCACCUUUGGUACAGUGUUGAAUACGUUGUGCUUCCCAGUCCAGAAAGGUAACAACAGAAACAAAAGCUGUUGUGAAUUACAUCUGGGCAAAUCAGGAGAGAAGUCAUGAUGGCCGAAUUGAAGACUUAAGGUGUAAUUUCAUUACAGUCCAUUAGUAACGUGUAUUAUUGGUGCCAUUUUCAAAAAGAAUUAAUUUAUUUUGCCAGCAGUAUUCAUAGCUGUGGUUAUGUUAUUUUUAUUUAAAAAACUUUAUAUUAAAGUCAUUUGUAAUGUUAUUGUAUAGUUAUUGUGUAGCACAUAUGGUUUGCACUGUAUAGUAGCUUUUAAAGAAAAUAGUCACAAACAAUACAGAAAAGCAUUUUAGAAAUAGCUUCAAAAGCACUUGUGUACCUUGAGUUCUUCUUAUAUGCUGUUGCAGAUAAACGUAUAUGCUAAAAUAUAACUUGCAAAGAUGUUCUAAGUACACAUGCUAUAAGUUCGCCUUAAGAUUUCAAUUCUUGGAUAAUCAGGCUCCGUUUGCACUUUAUAUUUUAGCAGAUACAGUCUCUUAGUCACUAGGCUUUGCAUUUGUAUGUAGCCGUAUGUUUCUGUCCAUUUUCUUAAUCUUAACCAUGUAUGUUAAAUGAAGAUGGCAAUUUUUUUCUUGUAUAGUACUUGUAUUUUCUUUCGCUGAUGCAGCUCUGUCUCAAUUUUUAAACCUUUGCUGUUACAUGCAAUACUUUGUAAAGAAUGAACAAAAUUACUGGAAGCAGUAUUGUAAGUAAAUGAAGUAGUAUUAAUCAGUUUUAUCUUUUGAAAGGCACAGUCUAAAUCGAAACCCUGAACUCAAUGCUGCAAGUAUGAAUUUAAUUCAUAUAUAAGAUCUAUUUAAAUAUAAUAGUAGCAAUACUGCACCUGGUGAUCACAAAGAUAAUGUUCUACUUCUGAUAGAAAUAAUUUCUCAACAAAUGUUGUUACUAUGCAUGUAUAUGGAUGGAAUAAAAUUCCAGAUUGUUGGAGAA
Myotis daubentonii (Daubenton's bat) is the source of this 5040-nucleotide messenger RNA. RefSeq names its product zinc finger protein, FOG family member 2 (gene ZFPM2). The record is from RefSeq and is a predicted model, not a curated record. Gene Ontology annotation, cellular component: nucleus. Gene Ontology annotation, molecular function: RNA polymerase II-specific DNA-binding transcription factor binding. Lineage: Eukaryota; Metazoa; Chordata; Mammalia; Chiroptera; Vespertilionidae. Gene Ontology annotation, biological process: heart development; negative regulation of transcription by RNA polymerase II; positive regulation of transcription by RNA polymerase II.